CAUCAUUCAUCAUCAUCAUCAUCAUCAUUAUUGUUAUUACCAUCCCUACGAACGAUGGUUCGUAAAUGAAGUAAUUUCCCCGCGAUCUUGGUGCCACGCUUCUUUCUCCCCUAUUCAACCCGGCGCUACUGCUAAAUCAGCUCAAUACUCAGCAUCUGCUUACUGCAUCUUACACUAUCUCAUCCUUAUCAUCAGACUUCCACCCGAUACACAGCCAUCAUUCCAUCCAUUGUCCUUACUACCACCGAAGACUUACAUACAAGAAAACUCAUCACGCCUCCCCAGAUGAACUAUACAUUUCCACUACAUCUGUAGAAUCAGACAAGAACACAAAAAAUGGCCGACCUGCAAGAAGCCCUCAACUGCCUCUCGCCCACGACAUGGGACGCCAUCCCCAGCAAUGACCCGGACGCCCUCCGCGCCUACCUCACCGACCUCUCCGCCAAAGCGCGCCUAAUCAUCGAGUCCGUCCCGGAGCCGCCCGUCGAAAACGGAGACAUCCCUCAACCUUCGACAACAACAACAAACAGCAGCAACCACCCCACCGCCGCGACGCAUUCUCUCCGCACCAAAUGGAGCAAACCCAUUAAGAUCUCCUCCGCCAAGGAGAACCCCCUCCACAUCCCGAUCUACAAGCUACCCGGCGCGGACGGCAAGGGCCACUGGUUCGGCCGCCGCAGCGUCUUCGGGGGCCUACCGUUCACGAAAUGGCACACGAAACUAGCCGGCGAGAUGGGCCACACGCUCCAGAUGAAUCAGCGGCAGAUCGAGAAGGGCCGGGCGCCGGACCAGGCGGUGCGCGGGAUCGGAGCCGAACGGUUGGUCGAGGAUAUCGAGGUCAAGAGUGAGGAUGGCCAGCGCGUCAUCGGCCAUGUGCAGGUGUAUCAUGUUUCGGCCAUGUUUCCUAAGCCGACGGCUCCGCGGGACUUUGUGAGUCUGAUUGUUAGUUGGGAGGUGGUCACUGAGGAGUUUGAGAGCGGUGAUGUGGGGGCGAAUGGCGGGGGCAGUAAGGCGGCCAGGAGGUGGAUGAUGGUUUCCAGGCCGUGUGAGCAUCCGGACGUGCCCCCGACGCAGGAUUAUAUUCGCGGGCAGUAUGAGAGUGUAGAGUUUAUUCGGGAGAUUCCGGGGCGGGAGAAAGUUGUCGAGCAGAAGAUGAAUCCGGUGGAAUGGGUGAUGGUGACAAGGAGUGAUCCCGGGGGCAACAUCCCGCGCUGGAUGGUAGAGAAGGGCACCCCCAAGAGUAUCUGUCAGGAUGCCAUUAAGUUCCUGAAUUGGGCUUGUCGGGAUGAAGGUCAUAAGAAGCACACACAUCACAAGACUGGGGAGGCGGGCCAGCAUCAUCACCAACAUGACGCUGGCGCGGAGGCUUCGGCGGAGGAGGGCGAUGACGACAGUGAAUUGGAGGCAUCCAGCGAGUCGGAUUAUUUCGACACGGAGGUCGAGCAUCAUGGUCUCAUUGCCAGUUUCGCAUACUUGGUUAAUGCCGGGUUGGAGCGGUAUGCGCCGCAGACUGUGCUCGACUACCUUCCGCACGGUCACUCGCGACAGUCGUCCACCGUCAGUGCUCCCGAGGAAGAUGCGGAACCCGAUUUCAACGACGCCGCGUCACAGGACAAAGCAUCUGUGGCAUUCUCAGCCAAUUCAGCGUUCGACUCCACCGUCGAAGCGCCGCCCGAUGUCUCGGCAAUUGAGCAGAUGGCGCUAAACAAGAAAGGCAAGCUGACGUCGCACGAGAAGCAACUGGCCAAGCUAGCGGAGCGCAAACGCAACGUCGAUGCGCAGCUGGACCGCGUGCGCUCGGAGAUCCAGGCUCUGCACGUCGAAGCCUCACCGCCACCCGCUCCGGGCGCAGCUGAAGGCAGCAAGCGAGACAAGGCGUCUGCGGCGGCGCUGGCCGCGGCCGGAGACGCAGGCAGCGAGCAAGUCAGCAGCAGCCCGAGCAGCAGCGUGCACCGGGGGGUGGCGUCCAACAGUGCCAACAGUCACGGCAGCCACAGCCGGCACGAGGCCGCGCGCAUGCACAAGGUGGCGUCUGGGCUGUUCAAUGAGGAGUCGAAGCUGCUGAAACAGCUGGGCAAGAUCGAGAAGGACCAGGUGAAAGAGGCGUCGAAGAUCGAGGCGCGGCAACAGAAGCACGCGGAGAAGCAGGAGAAGUCGCGGGCCCGCGGGGAAGCUGAGGCACUCCGGCGUGAGGUCGAGCUGUUGAAGAAGGAAGUCGAUCGGCUGCGGUCGGAGCGCAAGCAGUGGCUGGAUCUGAUCGGGUCGCUGCAGGCGGAGAAUACGAGGUUGGCGGCGCAGCAGGAUCCCGGAGCUGCUGCUGUGAUGGCGGAAGAGAAGAAGUAGAUCUUUUUCGCAGAUAUGAACAUUUCAAAGAUCUAGAUGAUUUGUUUUGCGCUGUACAUUAUGCUAGACUGGCGUGAG
Messenger RNA from Aspergillus homomorphus CBS 101889, 2421 nucleotides. RefSeq lists its product as uncharacterized. The transcript is spliced from 5 exons. The coding region runs from base 337 to 2343 and encodes 668 amino acids. Lineage: Eukaryota; Fungi; Ascomycota; Eurotiomycetes; Eurotiales; Aspergillaceae. Gene Ontology annotation, molecular function: lipid binding. The record is from RefSeq and is a predicted model, not a curated record.